GCCUGGCGGAGUUAGAUGAAGGCGGAUAAAAGCUGGAGAGAGAGACACUGCGGGAGAGAGAGAGAGAGCGAGAGGGUAAUAGUUUGCCGCCAUAAUUGUUAGUUACCAUUGGGGGCUUUGCUACCGAAAGGGAUACUUUGAGUGAGAGUGAAGUAUAAACCGGGGAAGAACUUGAGGAAGUUGCACAUCUGCCGAGGAACAGUAAUUCGACAGGAAAUUUUAGCAUAAUUAAACUUCAACUCUAACACGUCAACACCACCAGUUUCUAAAGGGGUUUCGAGAAGAGACCUGUAGAUACUUUUUAAGAAAGUUAAAACCUGGUCAGAAUUGAUAUUUGAGGCAGUGGGAGUCUAACGUGGAACUUCUGGCACGGAGAUUUCCAACAUCUGCACUAUGAACAUAUUUUUGGAUUUUGUAUCUGUUUACUUGAGUUGUUUCCUUGCUUCCAAAUGUCAGGCUGGAACUUUGUUUUUCUUUUGAAUGUUGCCAAGCUGCACUUUUUAUUAAAACUCCUGGAAGAAUGUACUCCAACCCUGAAGGUUAUCCUGCAAGAAUAAAAGCAAUGUGAGAAAAUACAGCUAAACCUUCUGUCGUCACCUGGUGGCAUUUCCCAAUCUGAACACAUUGGGACAAGCAAAUUUGGAAGACCGCAUUGAGGAGGGGUGGGGGGGGAGAUUGGGUUGUUUACGUAUUAUCCUGGACGUUCAAGUAUGGGCCAGCGAGUUACUGUUGGACUUAAGACUGUGGAUGUGAGAGACCCCUCUUACAGGUCUCUACGUCAUGCGCAGCAAGGGCUUGACUAUUGCAAACCUGCUCGUCUGGACAUGCUCCUGGACAUGCCAUCUGCUUCCUGUGAGGUCCAGCUAUUGCACUCUUGGAACAACGACGAUCGAUCACUAAAUGUGUUUGUGAAAGAAGAUGACAAAUUAAUAUUUCAUCGCCAUCCAGUAGCUCAGAGUACUGAUGCCAUUAGGGGCAAAGUGGGAUAUACCAGAGGACUACAUGUCUGGGAAAUUACUUGGGCAAUGAGACAACGGGGAACACAUGCAGUGGUUGGUGUCGCAACAAUAGAUGCUCCUUUGCACUCUGUAGGUUACACAGCACUUGUUGGUAGUAACUGUGAAUCCUGGGGCUGGGACCUCGGGCGAAACAAACUUUAUUUUGACGGCAAGAAUCAACCAAGCCAGACUUAUCCAGCUUUCUUGGAGCCCCAUGAAACCUUUAUAGUACCAGAUGUAUUCCUGGUGGUUUUGGACAUGGACGAAGGAACGCUAAGCUAUAUUGUGGAUGGACAUUAUCUGGGCAUUGCAUGUAGAGGACUUAAAGGGAAAAAACUUUAUCCAGUUGUAAGUGCUGUUUGGGGUCACUGUGAGAUCCGAAUGCGCUACAUUAAUGGACUGGACCCUGAACCACUGCCAUUGAUGGAUCUCUGUCGGCGUUCAGUACGGGUUGCUUUAGGCAAGGAUCGCUUACAUGAAAUCCACUCGCUACCACUACCAGCCUCCCUGAAGAAUUACCUUCUGUACCAGUGAUGGACGAAACAAUGGACUUGAACCCUAACAGACACUGUACACGGGCAGUUAUUUCAGCUUAACCUUCAUCCACUGUGUGGUGGGCAUUAUUUUCAAACUCUGAUCAUUUUUCCCCAAAGCUCAGCAGCUCCACAAACAUUCGAUUUAUUUUUUACAGUAUGGAGUUCUUACAUAUUGGGGAUGUGAAUAUUUUAAGUGUACAUCAAUACAGAUAUUUCCAUUAAUCCUUUCUGCAAUCAAAAUACAUAUCUAACUCCUCUGAUUUGGGAACUUGCUUGUUUGAUUUCAAAGGCAAUUUUCUUUUUUUUUAGAAAUUCCAUUUUUUUUUCCCUCCUGUUCCCUAUUUUUAUUUUUGCAACAUCUUGCUACUUCCAUUUGCAAAUAGUGCUGAGCAUGCAAUAUAAUCUUUAAUAGCUGCUAUGAUGGCCUUAGGUGGGAAACAAGAUCAGGAAUGGAGGAAAGCAGGGAUUGAUAAAAUUUGCAUCGUGAUUUGAGUACUGGGAAUAUUUUGAAGAUCUAAUGUGAUUUCCAGUUCAGCCCUGGAAAGAUCCAAAGGAGUUUCGUUAUCAACGAUGACUUUCUUGCCUCCAUGGUUUUUUUUCUAGUAGAAAACUAAACCAAACUUGUUUUUAAAAAUAACCUCACCUUCACUUUUGUUGGUCCAGUCUCAUUGAGGUUUUUUAAUUGACUUGUGCUCUCUCUUCGGUGACUAAAAUGCACAACGAUGCCUUCAUUGUGAAUGAAAGGAUGGCUGUCUCUCUCAAGCCAAACACUUUUUUUUUGUUUUUGGUAAAGGAAUACAGACUCUUACUAGCAGGUCUGGUAGAAAACUCCUAUCAUGACUUCAAAAGUAACUGUAUAAGUAACUUAGUUUUGAGGACUUCACCUAGCAUGUCCUAAUGUGAUGCAGCAUCUAUUGGUUUCAAUGUGCAAUAUGUGAAUGGAAUGGUUGUUUUAAAGCUAUCUUGAAAUAAAAUGUAACUUUUCA
This is a messenger RNA of Hemiscyllium ocellatum (epaulette shark), 2520 nucleotides long. It is a transcript of the gene spsb1, whose product is annotated as splA/ryanodine receptor domain and SOCS box containing 1. The record is from RefSeq and is a predicted model, not a curated record. NCBI's taxonomy places the organism in Eukaryota, Metazoa, Chordata, Chondrichthyes, Orectolobiformes, Hemiscylliidae. The transcript has 6 exons. Gene Ontology annotation, biological process: intracellular signal transduction; proteasome-mediated ubiquitin-dependent protein catabolic process. The coding region runs from base 711 to 1532 and encodes 273 amino acids. Gene Ontology annotation, molecular function: protein binding. Gene Ontology annotation, cellular component: SCF ubiquitin ligase complex.